Messenger RNA from Trachymyrmex cornetzi, 4193 nucleotides. Its product is annotated as putative fatty acyl-CoA reductase CG5065. The record is from RefSeq and is a predicted model, not a curated record. Bases 513 to 2063 code for a protein of 516 amino acids. Gene Ontology annotation, biological process: long-chain fatty-acyl-CoA metabolic process. Gene Ontology annotation, molecular function: alcohol-forming very long-chain fatty acyl-CoA reductase (NADP+) activity. NCBI's taxonomy places the organism in Eukaryota, Metazoa, Arthropoda, Insecta, Hymenoptera, Formicidae. Gene Ontology annotation, cellular component: peroxisome. The transcript has 8 exons.
UUCGUUAGUCGACCCGCUUCGAGGGAAGUCGAUUCAUCGCGCAUCUUGUCUUUGUCGAGAGAGGUGCGUUUUUAUUCUCACCCUGUGGCAUCUUCUUCAAAUGUGGUACUUUCUUCAAAUGCCCGGCAAAUCGAAGAGGUAGUCAUGUCAUGAGGCCAUUGAAAACAACGAGUUUGCCAGCAAAGGACGCGAUAUGAAUUCGAUGGACACUGAAUCUAAUCGCAAGCCGCUUGAAGAAUCACCGUACAACAUAUACAUAUUUAAAAAGGAGCCGUCGCGCCAUACGCAGGUGCUAUAUCCUUAUCUAUAAGGGCUAUCUUACCACCACGUCGUUUCUCACAAGAACCAAACAAAUUAAAAGCAAUCAUCAAAGCAGGAUCAGAAACGGAAGUAGAAACGUGGAAGACAACGUUACUCUCACGGUAACAGAGAAGUGUAAAGUACUUUCUGUCUGAAAGUAAUUUAAAGAAAUUGAACGAAAUAAUUCAGGCCCGUGUUCGGCAAAUAGUGAUAUGGCCACGAUGGCUGGAAGUGAAUACACAUCCGUAAAGGACUUUUACAGAGAUAGGUCGAUUUUCAUAACUGGAGCAACAGGUUUCAUGGGCAAGGUUCUCGUCGAGAAGCUACUGAGAUCGUGUCCGGAUAUCAAAAAUAUCUAUCUUCUAAUGAGACCUAAAAAGGGCCAAAAUGUGCAAGAGAGGUUACAAGAACUUUUAAACGGACCGCUUUUUGAAAAAUUACGGCGGGAUUCUCCUGGCGAACUUUCUAAAAUCAUACCCGUAGCUGGCGAUAUUACGGAGCCAGAAUUGGGCAUUUCAGCAGAUGAUCAAAAUAUGUUAAUACGAUCCGUAUCGAUCGUUUUUCAUUCAGCAGCUACCGUCAAAUUUGACGAAGCUUUGAAGCUCUCGGUUACCAUAAAUAUGUUGGGCACCAAAAGAUUGGUUCAAUUAUGCAACCGCAUGCAUAAUGUGGAGGCAUUCAUUCAUGUAUCAACGGCAUACUGCAAUUGCGAUCGGAACGAUGUUGCCGAAGAGAUUUAUCCGGUGGGACGGGAACCCGAUCAGGUGAUCGCUCUGACAGAGUGGAUGGACGACAAAAUGUUUGAAGAAUUUACACCGAAUCUGAUCGCCAGCCGACCAAAUACAUACACAUUUACCAAAGCAUUGGCCGAGCGAAUGCUCCAGCGGGAAAAAGGUUCUUUACCGGUGGCGAUUGUCAGGCCAUCGAUCGUACUGUCGUCGUACAGAGAACCAGUUGCCGGUUGGGUGGACAAUUGCAACGGCCCCACAGGGAUUAUCGCCGCCGCUGGGAAAGGUUUCUUCAGAACUAUGCUGUGUCACGAGGAUAAGGUGGCGGAUCUGGUGCCCGUCGACAUUGUGAUCAACCUAAUGAUUUGCGCGGCAUGGAGGACCGCUACGCAGCGUACCGACACCAUUCCAAUUUAUAACUGUUGCACCGGUCAACAAAAUCCUAUAACCUGGAAACAGUUCGUCGACCUGUCAUUCAAAUAUUGUCGGCUACACCCGGUGAACGAUGCGCUCUGGUAUCCGGACGGUCGCUGUCACAGCUCCAUGAUAAUAAACAAAUUGUGCGUGAUAUUUCAGCAUACGCUACCUGCGUAUAUCUUAGAUAUUCUCGCUCGACUCAAGGGUUCGCGACCUAUAAUGGUCCGCGUACAGACGAAACUUUCCAAAGCCGCCAAGUGUUUGGAAUACUUCAGUACGAAACAGUGGAAUUUUAGAGACGACAACGUACGACGACUGGGUGAACAACUCAGUCCGGAAGAUCGGGAAACAUUCAUGUUUGACGUCAGAGAAAUUUACUGGCCAUCGUACUUGGAGCAUUACAUUCUGGGUAUACGACAGUUUAUCUUAAAAGAGAGUCCAGACACACUGCCAGCUGCUCGUUCAUACAUCACAAAACUGUAUUGGCUUCACAAAGCCGUGCAACUCGGGAUACUAGUAAUAAUGCUACGAGUCCUGUUGUUACGCAAGUCUGCAGCGCGAGGAGUCUUCUUUUCGCUGUUGUCCAUCGUACUUCGCAUGUGCCGCUUGAUUGUUUGACGGCUCAGAACGAGCCCGAUCGAUGAUCGCGAUCAGCGUAAAACAAAGCUGUUAACCAGCGGCCGUUAUUUAAAGGUGCGAUUUGUUCUUCAACCUCGUUGCUCAGCUUCCUCGACGAUAAAGCGCUACCUACACAUCCAUCGAUUGGCCUUUUCGAUGUUGAUAACCGUCGACAAGUAACAACGCCGGUUACAGAUACUUGAUUCUCGAAAGAGAUCGGUUAUGAUUCGAUUGGACAAGUAUCCAGCUGAUGAAACUGUUUCUCCCACGAGUAUAUAAGUACGCUCCAAACACUUUGCAUAUAUUAUAAUAAUUAUUAUUACAUUACCGAUGUUAUUUCUUGUUGCCCCAAUGCGAACCGUCGCGUCAUGAAAAUUGAUGGUUGUCGAGUUCCGUAUAAUGACGUAAUCGUCAUUGCGAGGUUCCAUUACACUAGAAUAAAAAUAAACGCGCAUCACCAUGAUUAUUUCGUUAGCGUCAUCGUACAUCAAUAUACUUUGCACAAUGUCAAUUUCUAAUAAACAAAAGGAGCCAAGUUAUAUCGGCACACACACUCGAUCGUUGUUAACGAUGCAAGCUCGUUUUUAGUCGAGCUGAUCGAUUUUCAGUAUGGUAAAAUGGCUCGCGAGUAACCACCAUUCUCAUAACACACGGCGCCAAGAAUCCGUCGUGUUUUUAUAUAGUCGGUAUUUGACAUUCUCUUUCCUUUUUACUCUGUGACAUAAGAUACCUAGAUAGAUAUUUUGCUACGACCGCACGAUGACUCGCGAUCACGCGUAUAGAGACGAGAAAAUUGCUAUCGACUUCGAAAUAAACACAUGCAAGAAAUUUGAUUACGUAGAAACGACACCGUAUAAUAGAGAUGUUAGACCAAAUAUAAGUACAUACAACCGCUGCGACAACAAAUGUAUAACUUUUUUUUAAACUGCCACUGAUAUGCUAAAUUCUUUUAACUGUUUUAAACAUAUCUUGAUCAGAACAAUGAGAGGUCAACAUUAUUACGAAGACUUGUUUUAAAAAAAUCUGCGCUACAAUUACAGUCUAUUUUAAUGAAAUAUCUCUAUGUAUCUUACACAUAUUGUCACAGAAUCAACAUUUGACAAAUUUUGAAGGCAUUGGCAAUUUAAUGAACUAUCUAAAGUUAUCAAUCUAAUAUGCGAUAUAAAAAUGUAAGCAUUGAAAUGUAAAUUAGAGUUACUGAAAAUUUAUGUAGAAAUAUAUGUAUAAAAAUUUAUAGAUAAAUUGUCAAUUGAUGACGAUAAAACAUCAAUUUUAAGUUUCAUCCGAUAUAUAUUUACAAUACAUCUUGAAAAUAAUAUAUGAAAUAGUGAGCAAGAUAUUAGCAGUAUAUCAAGUAUACACUUUAUCAAAUACAUUCAAACGGAACAUCACAGCAGAUUGACUGCAUUCGAAUCAGUUCGCUUUUCGCUAACUUCGCUAUAAUCUUGAAAGCUAAUAGACUGUGGCAUGAUGCAAGUAGACUACUUGGAAGUAAUCUACCAGAUUAUUAAAAAUCGCUAAUGAAAUGGAAUGUAUUAUUUGAUUGGUCAAGGAGUAAUAUAUUCUUUUUGGCUUCUGCGAUCAAUCUGUCACCAUAUUGUCAUACAACGACAAAACUUAUAGCAGUAAUUUUGCAUAAUGCACUUUUGACAAUUUGAUUGUCUGAAUAUUUUUGGAAGAUCGUUUCAUGUCUAAAAAUAUGAUUAAUUCUCUAGACAGUUGUACUUUUGAACUGAUAAUUCAUCAUUGCCCAUGCCUUUGAGAUGACGGUGAUAUACUAAUGCCUUGUUUUAUUUAUUCAAUUAGCUUAUCAAUCACUCCUUUAAACUGAUUUAUAAAAUCAGAGCGAGCUUCCCCCUUUCUGUUUUAAAAUCAAUGCUGUCGUGCUUCGAGAAUAAGAGAUAACUUGAAAAUAAUAAACAUAAAUGUAACGGAAUAUCCGUAUUAAUUAACAACAUAAAAAAUGACAAAUAAUCUUAAUUUUGCGCCAAGGAGUAAAAGAGGGGUAGUGCUAUGAAGGUCUCCUUCUACUAGUCUCAUCUGUAUUGUUAUUCGGUUACACAGUGCAUACAAAAAAUAAUAUUUAAUAUGUAUAAUUAAUUUAAUUAAUAUUAUAUAAUUACUAUGCUA